This is a messenger RNA of Exserohilum turcica Et28A, 1335 nucleotides long. RefSeq lists its product as uncharacterized. The coding region runs from base 1 to 1335 and encodes 444 amino acids. The record is from RefSeq and is a predicted model, not a curated record. NCBI's taxonomy places the organism in Eukaryota, Fungi, Ascomycota, Dothideomycetes, Pleosporales, Pleosporaceae. The transcript is spliced from 3 exons.
AUGGCUAUGAAUGUUCAGACAAUCAAACAGCUUUACUAUGGCACUGAUCCUUAUACGCCCUACUUUUCACGCAUCAUCUUCCUACUGGUCAUGGAUUCGCCUCGGCACAAUCUUGUUAUCAUUGAUUCGGCUGGAGAUACAUUGCUGAUUCUGGAGAAUCCAGCUGAUACCUUUGCGGUGUGGACGGAGCCCGUGGAUGCUGCAAAUGAUUCAGAAGACAUCAGCACCGAAGACAAUGGCGAAGAAGUCCCAUGCAAAUGCAGCGAUGACGAGUCGCCUCACUGUACGGAAUGGGAAGAAACAGACGGAGAGCACGACGAGGACGAGCGGUCUAAGCAGCGGAGUAAACCACCAGUUCCUUCAGUUCCUGUUGGAUGGAACGAGGAAAACCAACCCGCUUCCACGGCAGUUGAUUCAUCCCAGCAGUGUACUCCUACAGCCAUCAUCUACCAGGUGUCAUCGGCACAUCUCAUGAUAGCCUCGCCACGGUUCAUGAGUGAGAUGAAAUCUUUGGACAGCGGCCGCAAAGACAGCAAUGGCUUCUAUCAUUUGAAAGCCUCAAACUGGGAUCCCGACGCCUUGGAAAUACUACUCAAUACGCUUCACACCCGCUACCGCCGAGUAGCAAAGGACCUGACGUUGGAAAUGCUCGCCAAAGUAGCCACAAUAGUGAACCAUUAUGGAUGCGGCGAGGCUUUCGAGCUCAUAUCCGAAACGUGGAUUCGACACGCGCGGGUACGCUAUCCAAUGCCGCAGACGUACGACCGCGACCUGAUCUUGUGGAUGUUCGUUGCUUGGGUAUUCAGAUUCCCAAAGGAAUUCCGCAAGUCGACUGCAAUAACGCUGCGCCACUGUCCCGAGGCAAAGAUCCAAGACAUGGGACUGGGAAUCCCACCCGCCGUGCUUCGCACACUGGAAAUUCGGCGGCUGGAAGCCAUCGAGCAAGUGAUAGAGACGUGUAAUUGCUGGAUCGACGAGUUCAGCGAUACGUAUACCUGCAGAGUGGGAUCACAUAUGUCGUUUGAAUGCAGUUCGAUGCUGCUCGGUGCGCUCAUGAAGCAGAUGAGAAGUAUCGGUGUCAUGGAGCCUCAAGCAAGUGCGCCGUUUGAUGGAUUCAGCCUUGAAGAUGUGUACAAGAGCAUCAAGGCUUUGAGGUCACCCAUAUGGGAGACGUUUGAUCAGGUCAACGAACUCUACCCUAGGAAGCACGCAUGUAGCUUUGAAGAGACAAUUAUAAGAGAUGUCGAAUAUGGCGUGGCAAGGGCAAAGGGACUGAUGCUCAUCGACUUUGUGGAUUGCGGCGAGAAUGCGGAGGGACUGAGGGUUUCAUGUUGA